AAAUGAUCAAUUAAUAAUACGGAUGAAGAAGGUGAGACGAAACAGCGUAUAGGUGAUGAGCACUAAGACCUUUCCUCGUCUGGCACCAUCCUCUCUCCUUCAUUUAUAGAUCUUUACAGUCUGAUUAGAUGAUUCAACACAUCUACUUACCCAUUUCUUCUUCAUCUCCCAGAAAUAUUAAUCAGAAUUCAUAAUCUUAAAUCCUAAUCCUCUGUUCCGGAAGCUCCCUGUUCUGCUAUUCUGUGUUCGUUGGAUGAGGAGCAGAAGAAAGUGAAAGUUGUAAAAUAUAUAAAAGUUUCAUGGGCAAUUCAUGUCGUGGUUCUUUCAAGGACAGAGUCUACGAGGGGAAUAACACUCGUCCCGAGGAGAAUUCAAGAACCACCACCACCACCAACGUUUCCUCCGAUCAUUCUCCGACCGCAGAACCACAAGACUUCUCCAAAGAAGAUUCCAAAAAGGACAAUAACAACUAUCCAGUUCCUGUAAAAGAACCUUUUGUACGGCGCAACAUGGACAACCAAGCUCACUACGUUCUCGGCCACAAGACUCCCAACAUCCGCGAUCUAUACACCUUGAGCCGCAAGUUAGGGCAAGGACAGUUCGGGACGACGUAUCUUUGCACCGAGAUCGCCACAGGCGUUGACUACGCUUGCAAAUCUAUAUCCAAGAGGAAACUCAUAUCCAAGGAAGAUGUUGAGGAUGUUAGGAGGGAGAUUCAGAUAAUGCACCAUUUGGCGGGUCACAAGAACAUUGUUACGAUCAAAGGAGCUUACGAGGACCCUUUGUACGUUCACAUUGUCAUGGAGGUUUGUGCUGGUGGUGAGCUGUUCGAUAGGAUUAUCCAGAGAGGGCAUUACAGCGAGAGGAAAGCCGCUGAGUUGACCAAGAUCAUUGUCGGUGUUGUUGAGGCAUGUCAUUCUCUUGGUGUCAUGCAUAGAGACUUGAAGCCUGAGAAUUUCUUGUUGGUUAAUAAGGAUGAUGAUUUCUCUCUCAAGGCCAUUGAUUUUGGUCUCUCUGUUUUCUUCAAACCAGGCCAAAUAUUCAAGGAUGUUGUAGGAAGUCCAUACUAUGUUGCUCCAGAGGUUCUUCUAAAACAUUAUGGUCCAGAAGCUGAUGUGUGGACUGCUGGUGUUAUUCUCUAUAUUUUACUAAGUGGUGUCCCUCCCUUUUGGGCAGAAACGCAGCAAGGAAUAUUUGAUGCUGUCUUGAAAGGGUAUGUCGACUUUGAGUCAGAUCCCUGGCCUGUUAUAUCCGACAGUGCUAAAGAUCUGAUCAGCAAGAUGUUAUGCUCUCAACCCUCCGAACGCUUGACCGCUCAUGAAGUCUUGCGACAUCCAUGGAUCUGUGAGAACGGGGUUGCACCAGAUAGGGCACUUGAUCCGGCUGUUCUGUCUCGUCUCAAACAGUUUUCUGCAAUGAAUAAAUUAAAGAAAAUGGCUUUAAAGGUGAUAGCUGAGAGCCUGUCAGAAGAAGAGAUUGCGGGUUUAAGAGCAAUGUUUGAGGCAAUGGAUACUGAUAACAGCGGUGCAAUCACUUUUGAUGAACUCAAAGCUGGAUUGAGAAGAUAUGGCUCUACUUUGAAAGACACUGAGAUCCAAGAUCUUAUGGAAGCGGCUGAUGUUGACAACAGUGGUACAAUUGACUACAGCGAGUUUAUUGCAGCGACGAUCCACCUGAAUAAACUAGACAGAGAAGAGCAUCUUGUCUCUGCGUUUCAGUACUUUGAUAAAGACGGAAGUGGUUACAUCACCAUCGAUGAGCUGCAACAAUCUUGCGUUGAGCAUGGGAUGACCGAUGUUUUUCUUGAAGAUGUAAUCAAAGAAGUCGAUCAAGACAAUGAUGGACGGAUUGACUAUGGAGAAUUUGUUGCCAUGAUGCAAAAGGGAAAUGCUGGUGUUGGGAGACGAACAAUGAAAAAUAGCCUAAACAUCAGCAUGAGAGAUGUAUAGGAACUUACACGAUACAUAUCAGAGUCGUUGGAACCAUUUGCUCCGGGUGAGGCUGCAAACGUUUGCAAUCACAGAGAAGUCUGAAGAGAAGAUUGGAUUCAUAGGUGCAAGACAGCUGGCUGAAUCCCUUGAAGGUUUGAGUUUAAAAUGUAAAAGAAAAACAACUGUUUCAUCAGUAGCUGUGAGGACUGUUUCUAUUGUCUCUCUGUUUUGUUUGUAACAAUUGUUAAAAGUUUGGUGAGCUUUGUUUCAUCUUUGUUGUUUAAAGCUUUGACCCUCUUUUGGGUUUUUGAGAGAUCAA
Raphanus sativus (radish) is the source of this 2250-nucleotide messenger RNA. Its product is annotated as calcium-dependent protein kinase 6. Gene Ontology annotation, biological process: peptidyl-serine phosphorylation; intracellular signal transduction; protein autophosphorylation. Gene Ontology annotation, cellular component: nucleus; cytoplasm. Bases 300 to 1949 code for a protein of 549 amino acids. NCBI's taxonomy places the organism in Eukaryota, Viridiplantae, Streptophyta, Magnoliopsida, Brassicales, Brassicaceae. Gene Ontology annotation, molecular function: calmodulin binding; ATP binding; calcium-dependent protein serine/threonine kinase activity. The record is from RefSeq and is a predicted model, not a curated record. The transcript is spliced from 8 exons.